GUGACAUUGAUAAAUCAAAACCUUUCGAAGGAAGAAAAGGUUUUGAUUAGCAAAUGAACAAAGGAAUAUAUCGAAGAACACCUGGAGAUCCUUGACUCUAAGUAUGACUUUUUGUGGGAUCUUACAUAUAAACACUUCUACUGGUAUUCUACAUUGGCACUAUUGUUUGAUCUAGAAAUGAAAUUCGAAAUGAUUGACCAAAAUUGUAUAUUCAAUGUUGAAUAUUGAGAGUAGUACCUAAAAGAGUGAUCAUGUUCCUUACAAAACACUGACUUUGGUAUUUUUGAUUCCCCGAAUCUUAUUCUGAAGUUCCAUGUAGUUUAUAUUGCAAUUCAUGAAGUCAUUACCUGGUCUGAUAUUAAUAUUGGCAUUAGUAACUGUGCUAGGUGCAUUGUUAUUUCAAAAAAUUGAAGGUCCAUAUGAAGAGCGAUCCAGGACACACGUAUCUAAGACAAGGCAAAAAAUUUUUGUCCUAGCUCAACAGUUAGCUAAAAAAGGUAGUAAUGCUGAUUGGUCAAAAUUAGUUGCACAAGUGGAUAGAUAUCGUGAGAAAUUAUAUGAAGCAUGGUUAUGUGGUACAGAUGAAUUAACUAUAGAUAUACCGACAAAAUGGAAUCUUUGGGGUAGUAUCUAUUAUUGUUUCACAUUAUUUACAACUAUUGGUUAUGGUAAUGUGUUUCCAUCCACUGCUGUUGGUAAACUACUAACUAUUCUUUAUGGUAUGAUUGCCAUACCAUUGUGCAGUUUGCUAAUAAGUCGAAUAUCAGAUGUUAUUAUCAGACUGACUAAAGCAAUUUAUUAUAUGACACUUGAUCCUUCUGGAGUUCCAGUUGGAUUAAGAGAAGCUUAUCAUAGAAUUGAUGCAACUUUCGACUUUCGAGUACUUCCUUGCAUAUUAACAUUCGUAAUCUAUCUAGCAUUUGGAGCUGGGAUAUAUUCUUAUAUAGCUGGACAAAAGGAAUUAGAGUGGAGUAUUUUGGAUUUAAUUUAUUUCGCAUUUAUUUCAUUAUCAACUGUUGGAUUUGGAGAUUUAGUACCGGAAACUGAUGUAUUUUUAGCAGUUUUAUCAAUUAUUUACAUAAUUAUUGGUUUAGCAAUUACUGGUAUUGUAUUUGGACGUUUAACUGAAGCAUUUGAACAUGUUUUAUGCGGUCAUACUAUUGAGUCAAUUGAAGAAAAUCUCAUAAAUUCUGAACAAAGUUCUAUUCAAGCAACAAAACUUAUGAAAAAUAGAACAAAUGUAACACAUUUAAAACAAAAUUAACUCAUUGAACAUUGAUUACAAAGUAAUAAUAAAAAGAAAUAACUAAACGAUUAUUUCAUCAACAGAGGGAUGAAAUCUGGGGAUAAACUGAAUUAUAAAACCAUUAUCGAUUAAAAAUAUUUUCUUUGAUUCCUAUUUGUUGUUUGUAAAUGAGAACAAAAUCAUGUUGCUUACCUUUAGUAUGUUGUUAUAUUAAAAAUAAGUGCAGUUAAUACUCAUUUUAUCUGUUUAUGUUUUUUAUUUAUUUUGUAGAAGUAAUUUAUUUGAAGAGAACUGUAAUGUUAACC
Schistosoma bovis is the source of this 1551-nucleotide messenger RNA. The record is from the annotation of a GenBank genome assembly. Lineage: Eukaryota; Metazoa; Platyhelminthes; Trematoda; Strigeidida; Schistosomatidae.